AUGUUCAUGUCACGAUCCGAAUACGGCCGUCUUUUCCAGGUCGAGUACUCGCUCGAGGCCAUCAAGCUCGGCAGCACAGCCAUCGGUGUCGCCACCUCCGAGGGUGUUGUCCUCGGUGUCGAGAAGCGCGUCACGUCGACGCUCAUGGAGGUUAGCUCCGUCGAGAAGAUUGUUGAGAUCGACACCCACAUUGGCUGCGCCAUGUCGGGCCUGCAGGCCGACGCCCGCAGCAUGGUCGAGCAUGCGCGCGUCGAGUGCCAGAGCCACGCCUUCAACUACGCCGAGCCGCUGAGCGUCGAGAGCUGCACGCAGGCCAUUUGCGACCUGGCCCUGCGCUUUGGCGAGUCUGCGGACGGCGAGGACAGCAUCAUGAGCCGGCCCUUUGGUGUCGCCCUGCUGAUUGCAGGCUACGACUCGACCGUCGGCCCCGACGGCAACGAGGGCGGCCCGGCGCUGUACCAUGCCGAGCCCAGCGGCACAUUCUACCGCUACGACGCCAAGGCCAUCGGGUCUGGCUCGGAGGGUGCCCAGGCCGAGCUGCAGAACCAGUACCACAAGUCUCUUACCCUCGAGGACGCCGAGACACUGGUGCUCAAGACGCUGAAGCAGGUCAUGGAGGAGAAGCUGGACGAGAAGAACGUGCAGCUGGCCAGUGUCACAAAAGAGAAGGGCUUCCGGUUAUACACGGACGAGGAGAUGGCCGCCGUGGUCGAGCGACUACCGGCAAACUAA
Messenger RNA from Sporothrix brasiliensis 5110, 732 nucleotides. RefSeq names its product 20S proteasome subunit alpha 5. Lineage: Eukaryota; Fungi; Ascomycota; Sordariomycetes; Ophiostomatales; Ophiostomataceae. The transcript is spliced from 3 exons. Gene Ontology annotation, biological process: proteasome-mediated ubiquitin-dependent protein catabolic process. Bases 1 to 732 code for a protein of 243 amino acids. Gene Ontology annotation, cellular component: proteasome core complex; proteasome core complex, alpha-subunit complex; nucleus. The record is from RefSeq and is a predicted model, not a curated record.